AGAAAGCAUGGCGGACGAACCUCAGCAAAGCGUUAAACUAAAAUUGGACGAAACGGACGAAGGCUCGAGUAAUGAUGAGACGUGCGGUGAUGUAAAUGGCGUGGAAAACGAGGAGAAGAAGACUUUUAAGGACUUGGGUGUCACUGAGGUGCUCUGUGAGGCUUGCGAUCAGCUAGGAUGGAAGAGUCCAACGAAGAUUCAGAUAGAAGCCAUACCCGUAGCUCUGCAAGGGAAGGACGUCAUUGGUUUGGCAGAGACCGGUUCAGGGAAGACCGGUGCCUUUGCACUUCCCAUCCUCCAGUCUUUGCUAACCUCAGCGCAGAGGCUUCAUACGCUGGUGCUGACUCCCACCAGAGAGUUAGCCUUUCAGAUCUCGGAGCAGUUUGAGGCGCUGGGCUCCAGCAUAGGUGUUAAGUGUGCUGUCAUUGUUGGAGGAAUUGAUAUGAUGUCCCAGUCUUUGGUCCUGGCUAAAAAACCACACAUUGUUAUUGCCACCCCUGGUCGGUUGAUAGACCACCUUGAGAACACCAAAGGCUUUAACCUACGAGCCCUGAAGUUCCUGGUAAUGGAUGAGGCUGACAGAAUCCUUAACAUGGACUUUGAGACAGAGGUGGAUAAAAUCUUGAAAGUGAUCCCCAGAGACAGACGUACCUUCUUGUUCUCUGCCACCAUGACAAAAAAGGUUCAGAAAUUACAGAGAGCUGCCCUGAAAGAUCCUGUGAAAUGUGCUGUGUCAACCAAAUACUCGACAGUCGACAAGCUUCAGCAAUACUACGUCUUCAUACCAUCCAAGUACAAGGAUUGUUACCUGGUGUCCAUCCUGAAUGAGCUGGCAGGGAACUCUUUCAUCAUUUUCUGUGGCACAUGUAACGGCGCCCAGCGGGUGGCACUGUUGUUGCGUAACUUGGGAAUCACCGCUAUCCCGUUACAUGGCCAAAUGAGUCAGAAUAAACGUCUAGGAGCGCUAAACAAGUUCAAGUCCAAGGCCCGCUCGGUGCUGUUGGCGACUGAUGUGGCGUCCAGAGGUCUGGACAUCCCUCAUGUCGACUGUGUCAUUAAUUAUGACAUUCCCACUCACUCCAAGGACUACAUCCAUAGAGUGGGGCGAACAGCCAGAGCCGGACGGUCUGGAAAAUCCAUCACUUUUGUCACUCAGUAUGAUGUUGAGCUGUUCCAGCGAAUUGAAGUGCUGAUUGGCAAGAAACUUCCGGCUUUCCCCACCCAGGAAGAAGAAGUGAUGAUGCUGGUAGAGAGGGUCAGCGAGGCCCAGAGGUUUGCAAGACUGGAAAUGAAGGAGCAAGGUGAGAAAAGGAAAAGGUUUAAAGGAGGAGAUGGCGAUGAGGAUGACACAGAGCAAGCAAGUGGUGUCAGGAAGAAGGUGAAAGGAGGGGGUGGAAGAGGAGGAGGAGUUGGAGUUGGAGGAAGAGGGGGAGGAGGAAGAGGAGGAGGUGGAGGAAGAGGGGGAGGAGGAAGAGGAGGUAAAAGGGGUGGUGGAGGAGCUUGGAAGGGAGGACGCUAAACACCCCCACCAUAACAGACUGUGAAACACACUUUGACACACAACACCUUUUCUACCAUUGCUGAAAAUGUGAUGAUGAUAAAUGGAGGUAUUCCAGUUUCUUAGAUGGAUCAAAACAAAUAUUUAAUAUCUGAAAAUGUGCUCUUUGAAAUGUUUUCAUUUGUAAUAAAAUUUAAACGCAAUAA
Molecule: messenger RNA, 1704 nt
Organism: Lampris incognitus (smalleye Pacific opah)
Lineage: Eukaryota; Metazoa; Chordata; Actinopteri; Lampriformes; Lampridae
Gene: ddx47
Product: DEAD (Asp-Glu-Ala-Asp) box polypeptide 47
Exons: 12
Coding region: 8-1519 (503 amino acids)
Molecular function (GO): RNA helicase activity; nucleic acid binding; ATP binding
Source: RefSeq, a predicted model, not a curated record